Messenger RNA from Saccoglossus kowalevskii, 10806 nucleotides. RefSeq names its product 3'-5' exoribonuclease HELZ2-like. The record is from RefSeq and is a predicted model, not a curated record. Gene Ontology annotation, biological process: miRNA processing. Lineage: Eukaryota; Metazoa; Hemichordata; Enteropneusta; Harrimaniidae. Gene Ontology annotation, molecular function: RNA nuclease activity; helicase activity; miRNA binding.
CACAUGACCUUCACAUGAACACCUUAAUCAAUUUGUCUGCUCAUCCUGUGUACUUGGAACCGGCGGGCGAGCAACGACGAGUCACAAUUACCUGGAAUAAGUAGUCACGUGACCAGUAAGGUAACAAUAACAGAUCGGCAACAGCUAAACCUGCGCCAAAUGGUGCGGAAACUGUCAGCUGGGUGAAUACAAUGAAGCAGUGAGUUGUACCUGGGCAAGCGAUUUCGUAGAAAAUACUCGUGUUUUUUUAGUAUAGCAAUCAGCGAAUGUAGUAGAAUUGAUGCGACUGCCUCUGGUACUGGAGCACGAACUUGAAUUCAGCACGGAUUAAAUGACAGAGCGUGACACAGGUGAUUCUGAUCUCAUAAGCGAUUACAUUUUUGAAUAGAUCACACGUGGUUGUUACGUGGUAGACAUUGGUAUUUCUGACUAGGACAUAAGAACGAAACUGAUAUAUCGUCAUGGCAAGAUCGUUCGACUGCAGAUCAGAAGAUUUGAAGGUAUCAGACGACGAAGAAGAUUUUGAGGACGAGAUAGUUACUGCAGGUGCCGCAGGAUAUGGCCAUGGACAGCAGACAAGGGGAAAUUACGAGUUUGUAAACGAGCCUGAGUACAUUGAUCCCCGCACGCUGUUUUUCUUGGCACAAGGGUUGAUUCCACAACCAUCGUUUGUUUAUGAAGAACAGCGAGGACCGUAUAGCACACUACCCGGUGAUUACGGAUAUUACCCCGGGUACAGUGAACGAGUGCGCCCUCGACGACGAGAAAUGGGAAACACAGGAGGAGUAGCCCCGCCACCCGUAGAUGACGGCAAGGUCAAGGAGGAGUGGCUUCCCAAAGAAGUGCUGGCUCAUAGCAAAAAGAUGCAAAACCAGAAACCAUCACCAGCUAAGAAAAAGAAACAUCGCUCAAGACCAACACGUCGCCAAGAACAAUCUGACCCCAAACAACAAAGGACAAGGCACUCGUCAGCGCCAAGUACAGCUGCACCAUCACCAGGUAUUGGCAAACAGAAAGAAGAUGUGAGCACACGCCGUUCUUCUUCAUCUCAAAGGGCCAGUACUAAAAAAACAUCUGUUCAACCUCAAAGAAAACCUCAACCGGACAUAAUCCCCAAUCUGCUUCCAACUAGGAGUAAACUAAAGGUUGUAGCUUCUAAACAACGUAAAACGGAUGCAAUGACGUCCCAGAAUAAAUGCAUUCCGAUGAGGUCGACCACAACAAACUCUCCGGAUCCCAACGUGGAAGCCAAUAAUACAGAAUUGAAUAUCCCAAUGAGAAAUGCGAAUGAAUUACUUUCACCAGGACAUCAAGCAGAAUUGCCAUUAGAGAAGACGAAAACAAAGAUUGAUGAUAGUGGUGACGGCUGGGAAAUGGUCACAGCGCAAAAGAAAAGGCAGCAGAUACCGACAAUGACCAAAGACAAAGUUCAGCAAUAUCAACCUGAUAUUCAACACCCAAUAACACCGUUGGAGGUGAACAAUACAAAAAACAAAAAACUGCCAAGAUCCUCAGUUGUAAGUUCAAACAAUGGUAAUGACGAAUGGAAAGUUGUAGGAGCGAAUAUGAAGAAUAAAAAGUUGCCAAUUAUGAAACCAACUUUGGAAUCGCUAUCACCAUCAUUUCAAAACAUGUUGAAGACGCACGAUUUCGCCCUGGCAUGCAGCAAAUGCUUCGUACAAUCUCCAGGCCAAUAUGGAGAAGAAAGCUUUCACUAUGCAAGAACAGAUCCCCACAAUUGCGCUAAGAACACCUUGCUAUCUUGCAAGAAAAAUGAAGAGUUUCGUUACUGGAAUAAAAUUCGAGCACGGAUAAUGAAUGGUUAUCUUGGCAAAUAUCGACCUUGCCUUGAGUUUUGCAGUAAAAAAAGAUGUGCAGUUCCCAAAAACAAAUGUUUCUUCGGCCAUGGAGAAACAGAAAUCGAGUUUUGGACCAGAGAAAGAGAUGACAAAUUGGACAGAGGAAUUUUACUGGAGUAUCUCAAAACAUUGCCAAACCACAGGACAUGUGAGCUGGAGAUGGGUGACGCUAACCGUAACCGCAAUAUUGCUUCAGAGAUGACUGUUGCUAAUGAAGUAUGUUUGCCAAAUAAAGCACACAACACUGUUGGUAGGUCACUUGUGCCAAAAUUGACCGACGAACAACAAGAACGAGUGAAAGCUCUCCUUGAGCAUUGCAAGGGAAACUUCCUGUUCUGUUGUAAAAAAUGUUUUGAAGAAUCGUCCAAGAUUUGCAUACAAGAUUUCCAGAGAAAACGUCAAUGUAGUCAUUCACUGCAGCAAAACAGAAUGAUGAUGCAUUUGGUGGAGACUGAACAAGGAGCUGUAUAUUCUAGGAUUGGGACGGUGCACCCAAAAGCAGAACAUAACAAACAGUUUCAACUAUGUCGUCGCAUACUUCACAAAAACAUUGACAAUAAAAAGUCUGAGUGUGUUUUCGCUCACUCAGUUGCAGAGAAGCUGGUAUGGGAAUUGGAGGCUGAUUCAGAUAUUACACGAGAACAUAUUGUCGCAGCAUCCCUGUACCAGGCCCCGCAAGAUGAGCACAGAGAUGGAAAGAAUAUGCCAUUUCAGUUGAAGUGUGUAUGUAAAGAAUGCUGGAAAACAAAUGGAAAACUAGUUGACGAAAGCAGCCGAAUGCAAGGCCACUGUGACAAUGGUCUACACAAAUGGGAAGCUAGUAAUAUGGAAUUACUGUUAAACUUGAAGAGGAAAUGGAUAGCUGUUAACAGUAUUCCUAAGCAGUAUCAACUGUUAUCGAUGUGCAAACAUGCAGCUUUGGGAAAAGAUCAUUAUCAAAUAUUAAAAGGAGGAGAUUGCAUGAAUCCACAUAGUGAUGAAGAGAUGACCUUAUGGAAAUGGCAAGCGAAGUAUGAUGUACUUAAAAGAGAAGAUUUACAGAAGAUGAUGCACAUUCCAGUGAAACAGACAAAAACUCAUGAACAGAAUGAAAUGCUACCACAUCAAAUCAAGACUCAGUUAGAUCUUAACAAACAUUUGAUCAGUGCAUACUACUGUGAUUAUUGUGGUAAAAGCUGUGAUACUAAAAUCAACUUUCAACAACACUGUACGUCCUCCAAACACAAACAAAGAGUGAUGACCGAUAAAGAUAGAGAACAUGAAUGGCAAUAUAGACCACCACCAUGGAAUACAAAAAACCUUCAAAUAUGUCCAAGAGAAUCUAAGCACAAAGAUUCAUGCCCAUAUGGAGAGUGUGGUUAUGCACAUAGUGAAGAAGAAUUGGCAGAAUGGCGUGAAAGAAAAGACCAUCGCAAAAUGAAAAUGAAGCGAGCAAAAGAAACUCAUCUGUAUUCUUUUGUUGACAAAAUCCUUGAGAAGUACUUGAAUGAAAAUAAUAUUAUGCGAGAGAGCCUACAGAAUGUUAGCUGUGAAUGUUCAACUGAACUAGUCACUACACUAGAGAAAAAUAUUACUGAGCAAUCAACCUGGACAUGGGAAUUUAGAUUGACAUCAAAUACGCUACAAUUGAAACAAGUUGGGCUGCUUCAUGACAUUCACAGAGAGCACUUCUACCUAUCAUCGAGUAGUGAUGAACUGCAAGUUGCAUCAGGUAGUGGAUUUAUCACUGAAAAUGGAGACUAUAUAAUCACUGUUAGCUUUCAAUCCACUACCUAUGGAAGUUUCCAUCAGUGGGUAGUGUUUGAUUUCGGGUCUGAGCCUGUGUUAGUGCAAAAAAUAACAGCGCAUGUUGGUAAUCAUGCUGAUGUAAGCAGUCUACAAGAACGAAGACAACAAACCAAUGUGAAAGCAUGGAAUCCAUCCAAUAGCCACAUUAUUGACUAUGGAGAUGAUGACAUUAUUGACAGUUUUGAUCGUAAACUGCUAACAAAAUAUAAAGAUCCUUCAGAAUUUGCUGAGCAGGUUACAUACAUACGUGAGGAGCAAGUUAACAAAAGAAAUUACAUACAUCAGAUGCAUAAACUUCUUAACAUAGAGGAACUUAGUCAAAUGCAGUUGUUACAAAGCAUAAGUUAUGACACUACAAUUAAAGUGUAUGAUUCAGUGGAAUCUACGAAUACAACACUGUAUGCACCAGAAGGCCAAUUAUACAGUAAAAUUUUCUUGAAGAGAGAACUAUCUGAAGACUAUGAUGCUGGUAGACUCAUCAUCAGAAGCGUCUCAGACAUACUAAUUAAGCCUCAAGGUCAAACAAAGGAUACAGUUUACGAAGCCAGAGCGAUAGCUGAAGGCGGUAAACGAAAAGACUUGUUAAUUAUCAAACUAAGUAGUCGUUUCUGUCAAGACUUGACAGUAAAACCAGGCCACAAAAUUAAAGUAAGCAUUCAGUUCAAGCUGAACAGAGUGCCAUUCUGUCGCCAGCAUUAUGCAAUUGAUGGCAUGUGUGACGAUAAACUGGACAUCAUUUUCCCAGUUGUUCCAGGAUUACCAAUUCAGUCACACAGAGUUCCUAAAGUGGCAGGAAGGGAAAUGAACGAAAACCAACUAAAGGCUGUGGCUUCGAUACUGGCACCAAAACAGACAGUAUCACCAGCUUUGAUUAUAUAUGGGCCAUUCGGAACUGGAAAGACUUUCACACUAGCAGUAUCAGUGGAGCAAGUGGUUAAGAAGCAGCCUACAGCAAAAGUGUUAAUAUGUACACAUUCAAAUAGUGCUGCAGAUUUGUAUAUAACAGAUUACUUACAUCCAUUGGUUGAAAAAGGGAUCAAUGAGAUCAAACCAUUGCGUAUUCAUGCAGAAACAAUACGUGUUCAGUCUAUUCCGGAGGUUGUCCUUAAAUAUUGUCUAAUAAAAGAGAGAAGAGGUGUUGAGUGUGUGCACAUGCCCAUGGUGGAUGAUAUAGACCAAAUAAAGAAGUACUCGGUUAUUGUCACAACAUUGGCCAACUCGGUUGCAUUAAAGAGGAUUGGAUUGGAAGGGCACUUCACCCAUAUCAUUAUAGACGAAGCAGGACAGGCUUUAGAGUGUGAGGCGAUAACACCACUGACACUAGCAACAGAGAACACCAAGGUGGUUUUAGCUGGGGACCAUCAACAGAUGAGCCCAGAGGUAUAUUCCAAAUGUGCCAGGAAUCUCAAGUUUGACCAGUCGAUCCUGAAAAGAAUCUGUGACUACUAUAUUGAUAUUGGAACUAAGUCUGAACCCUAUCGUAUAAUGAUGGUAGAUAAUUAUCGCUGUCAGUCUGAUAUACUGCAAUUUAUAUCCAAGUCGUUCUAUGGUAGUCGGUUAAUAGCAAAGUCCAACCCACCACAGCCAGGGCAUCCAGACAUUCACCCCUUGUCAUUCUAUUCUGCAUAUGGCAGUGAAUUGAAGGUUGACACAUCAUAUUGCAACAUGGCAGAAGUUAUGGAGAUUUCUGACAGAGUAGAACAUUUAUGCAAACAUUGGCCCAAGGAUUGGGGAAAGAUUGAUUAUUCUAAAGUUGGGGUAAUUUCCCCAUAUUCAACUCAGGUACAACAAAUCCGGCAAUCUUUACGAAAAAGAUAUCUGACUGAAGUCACAGUUGACCGUAUUUUCAAUGUCCAAGGAAAGGAGUACCGUGCACUGUUUAUCAGUCCUGUUCGUACACAUGCUGCAGAAUCAUCUACAGAAAACUUAAAUUUAGGAUUUCUCACAGAUAGAAAACUUCUGAACACAGCUUUAAGUCGUGCACAGUCAAUGCUUGUAGUUGUUGGAGACCCUGUUGCCUUGUGUUCUAUUGAGGACUGUGCUAGGACAUGGCGAAGAUACAUACAAGAGUGUGAGAAACACAGUAGUUUGCACCCUGAUACCCUAACGAUAGAAAGUAUACAGCAACAGAUUUUGUCAAAAAUGAAACUCAAUCCUAAGGCCAGUGAGUUUAUCCCAAGAGGACACAUAGAUAAAGGGCCUGAGAAGAUGGCAUCAAGUGAACCCAUGAGUGAGCCAAACAAGCGACGACCUUGGCAAGAACCUACGGAACUGUCGUUCAGUGAAACAGGUGAUAAAGCUCCUAAGCACAGGUUGCCACAUGAUAAAGCCACUAGUAGUAUGGUUGAGUGGGAUGAUUGGGAGUCAGAUGAUGAAGAAGAGGUAUUAGAAAUAAGAGACCAGGAUAAAAUACUACAGGAAUUAGACCGGCAACUAACAGAGACCAGACGUAAACGCCAAGAAGGCAGAGAAUUUGAUAAUAUAUUAGAUACAGAUGAACGCAACAAUGAAAGAGUGAGAAAUGGUGCCAAUACUAACUUAUGGCAGAUUGCUUCAGACAGAGAGCAAAAAAGAAAGAAACAAAGAUUUGGUGCAGAUUAUGAUGAUGAGUAUGAUUCUGAAGAGGAUGAUGUAUGGAAUCCCUAUGAAGAUGAAAUACUGACAACAGAUGACAAUUCAGUGAUUAAAGAAUAUGAUAUUGAAUUAUUAGAAAAGAAGUUGGAAAAAGAACCAGCUACAUACAAACGAUGUAUUUUUCAUAAUGAAUCGUAUAAGUACUAUGCAGUGGAGCUGAAUUCAGAAGACCAAACUAUUAAAAUCAGUACUAGGCUGAAAUGUGGGAGGGCCCUGAACAAUGAUGAAGUAGUUGUUGAAAUCUUGCCAACUGACUGUGAAGAAGAUGAAGAAAGAGCAAUGUAUGGACAGGUGGUUGGAAUAUUGAAGAGAGCUGUGAAGCCAAGGCUGAUGAAAAUUGCAUGUGUUAUUGAUGAAUUUUCUAUUAAUCUUAUGGUGCCUCUCACUAAGGUUCUGCCAAAAAUGAUAUGGAUUUGUCCUGGACGUAAGGAAAGGCCUAAACAUGCAAUACCAGUGUGUCAAUUAUCAAAAAGUGGGCAUUUCAAAAUUGAAAGGUUUGAAAGAAUUGAUUUGGGUGAUCGUCACUUGAAGGUGUUUGUGGUUCGAUAUCUCCGCUGGGAUCCACAUUACCGCUAUCCUAUUUGUGCAGUUAUGGAAGUUCUUCCUCCUGGAGACACACUGGUCAACGGAACAAGAAUUUUAAAGAUGGCAUAUCGAGUGAAAGAAACAUACUCAAAGGCAGCAAAACAAGAAGUAGCACGAUUAUAUCCAGAUUCCUGGCGAAUACCUCCACGUGAAAUAUCGUGUAGGUCAGACCUUCGCAAUUUACAUACAUUCACAGUUGACCCUGAAGAGUCUACUGAUUUGGAUGAUGCACUUAGUGUUGAAUGCUUACCAGACAAGUCUUAUGGAAUUGGGAUUCACAUAGCUGAUGUUUCCUACUUCAUACCACCUGGGAGUGAACUUGAUAAAGAGGCUAGACGUAGAGCAACAUCCAAUUACCCACAUAAACAGAAAGCUGUACAUAUGUUGCCACCACAGUUAAGCGCCAAUCUAUGUAGUCUGCAACCCAAUGAAGACAGACUAGUCAUAACACUGAAAGUCAUUAUGGAUGACGAAGCAAAUAUACUGAAGACUCCAGAGGUCAGUCGUAGUAUAAUUAGAAGCACAUCAAGACUAACGUAUAUUGAAGCAGAAAACAUUAUAAAGAAAAAUGGAAAAAGCUCUGUUGUGCAACAAAGUAUACUGAUACUUCAUCGUUUAGCAACAAAAUGCCGUGAACGUCGUCUUGGUAGUGCAGCAUUGGUCUGUAACUAUGAUGAUGAAGAUACAUUGAAUUCACCUUUAGCUCAUUCUAUGAUAGAGGAAAUGAUGGUAAUGGCAAAUAUGCAAGUAGCCUCAUUGCUGAUGUCUGUUUUUCCAUCAUGUACUCCUCUCCGAACACAGCUGCCCCCAAAUCCGGAUGCUCUUCAGAACUGGAAAGAAAAACACCAACAUCAUUUACGAAAUAGUGUGAGCAUGACUGCAAAAGCAAAACUUCUGAAUAUGGAGGAAAUCCUAUCAAAAAAUGACCAGGAAAAUGUAAAUGUCAACAUUUUCAAUGAUAUAUGGGAAAGGAUAGUAAUGCUCUGUCAACAUGGAGAUGUGAACAACUUACGAGAAGUAAUUCUGAAUGACCAGAAUCAUCCCCAGUUAUCCAUUAUGACAAAUAACUACUUUCAAAUACAAUCACGAGCAGUGUAUGCAAGUUCAAAUAACAAUAUAAACAAAGAACACACAACCCACUUCUCUCUGAACACAGAAGGAUAUACCCACUUCACAUCGCCCAUACGGCGAUAUAUAGAUAUAGUUGUACAUCGACUACUGAUAGCUCAUUUAAUGUCACAAGAACCACCGUAUGAGAGUGCAGAAGUCAUGGAAAUUUGUGAACAAUGUAAUCAGCAAGCAGCUACUGCUAACGAAUUUGAACGUGCCACCAGGGCUUUAUACUUGGCAACGAGCCUCAGAGAUCAACCUCAGUGUGUUCUAGCUGCAGUAGAUGCCACAUUUGAGAAGAAAAUAUGUCUUAAUCUUCCUGGGUAUAAAGAGGUUGCACUGACUGAGCGUGUAGCAAACUUUAAUCACUUGCAGCCAUGUUCUGAACCUAGUAUUACAAGUGACAAUAGUCCAGUUACAUUGAAGUGGAAAGAACGGAUUUAUGAUGCUAAUGAUAAUACUGUUGAUGUUCCAAAUGAUGCACAUAACGUCCAGCCAACCCAUAAAACUGUAGUCCUAUCAACACAAAGAUUUGUGAAAUGUAUACCAUCUCAACUUUGGUUACGUAUUGUAUCUGCUGUACUUGCAGGCAAUGGCACACAAUUGAGCACUGCCAUCAAUAAUUACAUGCAUACUUGUAGAAACGUUACAAGUUGUACAGAAGUCGAAAUGUGUGGACCCAAAAAACACUCAUCUGAAUUCGAAAGAACAUAUUCUUGUGGAGAAGUUGUGGAAGUGCAACUCUCAUCCCAAAUGAAACGUGGAAUUUUGACUCCCAUGAUCCAACUCUUCAAUCUAAGCCCUAAAGUAGAUGUAUGUCUUGCUCAUCGCCGAAAUCCAGUGCAUUGCUUUGCAGCAGUUGCAAAUAAAAGAGUGCCAAUUUUGAAGAAUCGGGACAAUCUUCAUUCAUACCAGAAUAUUUGGCAAGGAAUUAUUGCUAUGGAAGCUGCUCACCAAGCAGUACACAGCGGCGAGAAAUUGAUACUCAAUAAUAUCCUGAUAUGUUGGUCACAAAUUGGGAAUGGUGAUCAAAAGGAAAUUAUUGGUACACUGCGGUUACCAGUUCAGUUUUGUGUGGACAGACAACUUCACUUGUAUGGAUUCUUGUGUGUAAGAUACCCAUCUAUCAGAAAUCGGGCGGUUGACAGAGUAAACAAGGGAAACACGUGGAUAGGUCAUUGUGUUGUUACUCAAUUAAAAGAUGAAGAGACAGAGAAUUUCAUUGAGGUUCGUCUGCGGGUUCACGAAAGUGUAAUGAAGAUGCCGGAUAAUAUAUUGCGUCAACCAGCAGAACAUCUUUCCCCAUGUACAGUAGAAGUCAUCCCAAAGGCAUCUUCUGAUAGUCGCAUGGAGAAUGCCAUUCGUAAUCUUGCAAAUACAUCUGAAUUAGUGAAAAACAUAUGCAUGGGAAAGAGAAUCAUUAUGGAAGAAAAUAAACAAGCAUUAUUGGUAAAGGAUACAGAAAUUAAGCCAUCUCAUCCAUUCUAUAAGUUAAAUCGUGUGCAAGAUGAUGUUGUGAAAAAAGCUCUACGCGAACCGUUUACACUAAUUCAAGGCCCUCCAGGUACUGGGAAAACUGUUACUGGCGUACACAUAACCUAUUGGUUUAAUCACUUGAACAAACAAAUGAGUGGAGCAAAAAAACAGUUGUUAUAUUGUGGACCAUCUAAUAAAUCCAUUGAUGUGGUUACAAGUUAUUUGAAAAGACUUCCUCUGGGGGACUUUGGUAUGAAAAUAGUCCGAGUAUACAGCGACAAUAUUGAGCAGAAGGAAUUCCCAAUUCCUGGAACUCCACAGCAGAGGAGCAAGAGACGUGACGUGAUAAUGCCUCCAGAACAUCAAUGUGUAUCUUUACAUCACUUGAUUAGACAGAAAUCAAAUCAAUUCAGUGAGGAAAUUAGGGAAUUUGAUAGACUCUUCAAAGACCAGAAUUAUUCGCCGACUCGAGAAGACAUUGGGAAAUACAAAUCCACAGUUUCUAAAGCAGAAGCAGAGGAGCUAACGAAUUGUGACGUUAUUCUUUGUACAUGUAGUACAGCAGGCUCAAGGCGACUUGCUGAUUGCAACAUCCAACAGUGUAUCGUCGAUGAGUGUGGUAUGUGCACUGAACCUGAAGUUGUUGUACCUCUUGUAGCAUCUAAGCCACUUCAAGUAGUCCUUAUUGGCGACCAUCGUCAACUACGUCCAAUUGUCACUGAAUCGAUGGCAAAGAAGUUAGGAAUGGAGAUAUCUCUACUGGAACAGUAUCAGAUGAAAGCUGUAAUGUUAACGGACCAAUAUAGAAUGCACCAGGGUAUAUGUAAAUUCCCAUCUACUCAAUUCUAUAAUGGACAACUAGUAACUGGUGAAUGUGUUCGUAAAAGACCACAGGGACUUAACAUCUGGCCUAACCAAGAUACACCAACUGUCUUCUGUCAUAUCAUUGGGAAAGAAGAGUCCUUGACUGUGUCUACUGCUGAAGGGGGUGAAGAAUCUAAAAGUAAUUCACUAGAAGUUGAACAAGUGGUGCGCAUUGCCAUUACGUUAGUUGUACGUCACAAGGUCAAAUCCAGAUCCAUCAUAAUAUUAUCUCAAUACAGAGCCCAAUGCGCUGAAAUCACUAAACGUUUAGAAGAAAAGGGAUACCCAGAAAUCAAUGUCAGCACAGUCAUUAUAAGCCAAGGUAGUGAGUGGGAUUAUGUUUUGUUUUCCACUGUGAGAUCUAUUCCAAAAAAUCAAAUUGAGGAGAAACCAUCACGUGGUUGGUUGCUAAACCACCUGGGAUUUAUAACAGACGAACAUCAAAUCAACGUGGCAAUCACUAGAGCUAAAUUGGGAUUGAUUCUUGUCG